This is a messenger RNA of Etheostoma spectabile (orangethroat darter), 6399 nucleotides long. It is a transcript of the gene secisbp2l, whose product is annotated as SECIS binding protein 2-like. Gene Ontology annotation, molecular function: mRNA 3'-UTR binding; ribonucleoprotein complex binding; selenocysteine insertion sequence binding. The record is from RefSeq and is a predicted model, not a curated record. Gene Ontology annotation, cellular component: mitochondrion; ribonucleoprotein complex. NCBI's taxonomy places the organism in Eukaryota, Metazoa, Chordata, Actinopteri, Perciformes, Percidae. Bases 251 to 3544 code for a protein of 1097 amino acids. The transcript has 18 exons.
CUCCCAUUUCCAUUCUGACGGACAGCAGUUAGCUCACUCCCAGGGAGCUCAGCGCCCAAGCUGCGAACUAGUCUGGAGUGCGCAGCCAGCUGACGCAGCAACAGUCGGCGGUCAGCAGGACCUGGGUUUGAGUCGUUAAGCCUUCAGUGAUUAUUAUUAUUAUUACAAUUUAUAAUGAAGAAGUUAAAAAGACCCAUAUCCUGACGUCCACAUUUUGGUCAAUGACUGUGUCGUGGUGACGGUUCCUGACAUGGACGCUAGUGACAAUAAGGAUGUGAAGCUUUCAGCCGAAGUGGAACCGUUCAUCCCACAGAAGAAAGGUCUUGAAGGAUCCCUAGUCAGCAUGAGUCUUUCUGGAGAGGCAGGCGGAGGAGGAGGGGGGGGAGGUAUAGGAGGGGGCGGUGGCGGGGUGGAAACCACUCCAAUACCCAGCUACCUCAUCACCUGCUACCCUUUCGUCCAGGAGAACCAACCCAACAGGCAACAUCCUAUGUAUAAUGGAGGGGAGCUGCGCUGGCAGCAGCCUAACCCUAGCCCUGGUGGUUCAUACCUGGCCUAUCCCAUCUUGUCUACGCCCCAGCCUCCUGUCUCCAAUGAUUACGCUUACUACCAGAUUAUGCCCGCUCCUUGCCCACCUGUGAUGGGCUUCUACCAGCCCUUCCCUGGCACCUAUGCAGGUCCUGUGCAAGCUGGAGUGGUCAACCCUGUCUCAGCAGAUGUGAGUGAAAGACCACUGCCUCUCGGGCCAGCAUAUGGGAUGGCCAGUCAAAGGGGGAGAGGCAUGGUCCGACCUAAUGUUCUCCCAAAGCAACAGUUAGGUGUGUGCCAGCCUCCAAGGGGUCGCCGGCCUCCAACCAGAAGUGUGGCUGUGCAGAAAGAGAUUUGCACCUUGGGGCCUGACGGUAGGACCAAGACAGUCAUGCUGGUGGAUGCAGCACAGCAGACUGAUUUCCCAGGUGAGGUGUCAGGGCGGUGUGCUGCUGAGCGGGCUAGUCCCCUGCUGUGGAAGAACCGGACAAAGAGAAGGCGGGCGUCCCAUCCAGCUGAAGGCUACAAUGAGCAGGGUGCCAGUGAGGCAGAUAUAGACAGCGACAGUGGCUACUGUAGCCCCAAACACAAUCAGGCGGUAGGGGUAGCACAACGAACAGCAGAGAAUACAGCAGCACCCACAGGAGUAGAGGCUGGUGUAAUGACAGCAGGUACCUGGGUAAAUGUAGCCUCUCAGGCUACCCAGAAGUCAUGGGGAGACAGGAACAGCCAGUUUCACAGAGGAGACCAGAGGAAGAAUCCUGAACAGAGAAACUUCUCACAGGAUUUCCACGGUGGCUAUCCAGGGCGUGUGCCGCCGAACCAGUUGGAACAGAGGCUGCAGCCAGCAGUGGUCACAAGUACUGAGCUCAGCCCAGAGCCCCUCUACUUUGAGGAUGAAGAUGAGUUCCCUGAUCUCUCUUCUGGAGGGGCUGUCCAACGCAGCACCAAACCAGAAUCUACUUCAGCCCAGACACACGCGCAACCUAAACUGCCCAAAAACCUGCUGGAUAACCUGCCAGAAAACUCCCCUAUCAACAUUGUGCAGACACCCAUCCCCAUUACCACCUCUGUUCCCAAGAGGGCCAAGAGCCAGAGGAAGAAGGCUCUGGCUGCUGCCUUGGCCACUGCACAGGAGUACUCUGAGAUCAGCAUGGAACAGAAGAAAUUACAGGAGGCAUUCACUAAAGCAGCAGGGAAGAAGAGUAAAACCUCUGUCGAGCUGGACCUGGGAGACAUGCUAGCAGCUUUGGAGAAACACCAGCAGGCUAUGAAGGCCAGACAACUCACCAAUACCAAGCCACUGUCUUUUACAGUUGGAACAACUACUCCAUUCCACGGUUCAGGCUUGACCAGCAUGCCAUCUAUGUUGAAGGGUCAUCAGCAGCCAUACUCGGCCCCACACAAUUCCCUGGAUUCCACCGCACCCCGUAUCAAGAGAGGGAAGGAGAGGGAGAUCCCUAAAGUAAAACGGCCAACAGCCCUUAAGAAGAUUAUCUUGAAGGAACGUGAAGGGAAGAAAGGGAAGACGAGUGUAGAACAAGAGUCUUCAGGGCAGGAGGAGCAUGGGGAUGAGUCUCUACAUUUCACUGAUGAUCUUGCACGAGAGCCUGCCUCCCAAGAAAGUGAGGACAAUGGUCUGAGUAUGCCCAGUGAUGCGUCCCUUUCACCGGCCAGUCAGAAUUCUCCAUAUAGCAUCACCCCGGUGUCCCAGGGUUCUCCUGCUAGCUCUGGCAUCGGGAGUCCUAUGGCCUCAAAUGCCAUCACCAAGAUCCACAGCCGACGUUUCAGAGAGUACUGUAACCAAGUGUUAAGUAAGGAGAUAGAUGAGGGCGUCACGAUGCUGUUACAGGAACUGGUUCGCUUCCAGGAACGAGUCUACCAGAAGGAUCCUACCAAGGCCAAAUCCAAACGCCGCCUGGUCAUGGGUCUCAGAGAGGUCACCAAGCACAUGAAGUUGCAUAAGAUUAAGUGUGUCAUCAUCUCUCCCAACUGUGAAAAGAUCCAGGCCAAAGGUGGAUUGGAUGAAGCUCUAUACAAUGUAAUUGCUAUGGCUAGGGAUCAGGAGAUCCCAUUUGUGUUUGCCUUGGGCAGAAAAGCUCUUGGACGCUGCGUCAACAAACUUGUGCCUGUUAGUGUGGUUGGCAUUUUCAACUACUCUGGAGCUGAGGGUCUCUUCAACCGUUUGGUGUCUCUGACCGAAGAGGCUAGGAAGGCCUACAAGGACAUGGUGUCAGCUCUGGAGCAGGAGCAGGCCGAGGAGGCUCUGAAAAAUGACAAGAAAGUCCCACACCACAUGGGGCAUUCCCGCAACCACUCCGCUGCUUCCGCUAUUUCCUUUUGCUCUAUCUUCUCUGAGCCCAUCUCAGAGGUCAAUGAAAAGGAAUACGAGACCAACUGGAGGAGUAUGGUGGAGACUUCAGAUGCCUUGGAGCCUGUAGAGGUUGAGCCGAGUCGCCCUGCACCUGCCACAGCCACCCAGAAAGAUGGGGAGACCCUGGCAGCCACCACCAACGCCGCCCCACCUGGCUCCACUGCUCCCCAGCCCAGGGCGGUGCCUCCGACACUGACACAGGGUAACGGUGAGAGAGACGAGGUCCGGGUUGACGACAGGCUGGAGCUGGCCUCUCAGCAGAGCACAGAGACAGGCUCAUUGGAUGGGAGCUGCAGGGGCCCGCUGAACUCCUCCAUCACCUCCACCACUUCCACCCUGGUCCCUGGGAUGUUGGAAGAGGCAGAAGAAGAGGAGGAAGAAGAGGAGGACUACACCCCUGAACCCAUUUCUGUGGAGGUCCCCACCCUCAGCAGCCGUAUCGAAUCCUGGGUGUCAAAGACCCUGGAAAACCUGCAGCUGGGAAAGAGCCAGGAAAGUACGGAAGAGGAGGAGGAGGAAGACGAUGACGAUGAAGAGGAGAGAGGGCAGAGUGAAGAGGAGGAGGACCUUGAUUCCGCGGACAUCACAGAGACGAGGACAGACGGUAAUGAGCAAGAGGAUGCAAAGAAGGUCACUGGUUGAUGUCACCUCUCCUCCUCAUCCCUCUGUUCUUUCAUACACUCAUUUCCUCUGUUGCUCUCACAUCCCUCUUCACAGCAACCAGCAGCUUUUCUCCUGUGUCUCUAACCCCUGACACCAGACAUAAUCUCAGGUAUCCCACCAACUGACCAACACUCACACGUAUUACAGAGAAACUGACCAACUUACCAACACACAGCGUCGCAGACCAAACAACUAACACAGUCAACCACUGUUCAGACCUGACAUUAGCAUACGUCUUGCCAAUCACAGGUGGCAAGCUUUAAGUACAGGUGUAAAUGCAUCCAAGAUGCAUUGAGAACACAUUGAGGUAUUGAGGUAAGAGUAUUUCUCAUGUCAAAGAACCAUUGAGAAAUCACGGUAAAUCUUGGGUCUUAGCUGUUAGGGUUAGAUUAUCACAUUAACUGUCUGUGAUGUGUUGGUGUUUUUGCUCUGCAUAGAUCAAAGAGCUCUUUGUCCCGGCUUUCUGAAGCUCGGUGCCUCAAUGCCACCUUUGCCAGGCAAUUAAUUAAUCACAAGGGGUCACUAAAGACUCAUGUGGAGAAGCAGUCGAAUGCCUGGUAUGUGAAUACACCUACUGAGAGCAAGCUGUCCACUUGUGAUUGAUGCCAGGUCUGAACAGGGCCCAACACUCAUCUUGUAAUUUAAAAGGAUGCCCUCACUUCUUGGGGCCAUAACCUGCUACACUUGAAUCAGUGGGAAGUUUUUGACUUUCCUCCUCCAAAAGCGAACUCUUGUAGAGUCAAGGACAUUUCUAGGAGCGUUAAAUGAGUGAUGAGCGCAAAAAAAUGUUGAACUGCUUUCGCUCACAGAGGAGGAAAGUUGGAACCUUUCAGCUCCCAUCUUACUUUAUACAGAGCUCAGAAGGUGUACAGCUCUGCAAGUAUUUGUGUGCUUGUGUGUGAGUGUGUGUGUGUGUGUGUUCAUAUUGUUUGCAUUCAUUAUUGCUGUGUUCUUGAGCUUUAUCUUUGUAAAUAAUGUUUUGUUUUUUCACCUGCUCCACAAGGGAAGGAGACAUGUAUUUCUUAAAUACAUCUUAGUUAUUUAGCUUUCCUCGCAGAAUAUGAGUGUCAGGGGUGUUCUGUCUUUCUACCAAAACCACUCCCACCUAUCGGCCUUCAGAGAGUGUUUUUUAAUGUUCAAAUAAUAAGUGUCCCAUUCUGUAUUCAGAUGAUUCAGACGACUUUAACUUCUAAGAAGCAAAACAAGCUUUGUGUAUAUAACCUUGUCUAUGUGGCUCUACUACAGUAUAUCAUGGUUUGUCAUAUGGGUCUUGCCUAGUGUGAAACUAUUUGGGAUGUUUUCCUCUGACUGGAGUUCCCCAAAUGCUGUCUGUACUUCAUUAAAAAAAGAAGUGCUCCUGUUUUGUUUUCUCUGGCGGUGUUUGUUCUCUGAUGGGGGGGGGGCCUUCCAAGGCUUGGUAAUGACCUAACGCCAACAAUGGGCUCUUCUCAUUUCUCUAUUUUGUGCCUCCUCAUCUCUCCUCUGUCCACCAACCUGUGACCCCAAAGUCAAUCUUAGCACGCCAUCCUAAAUGAUCUUGAUUCCUAAAAUGCAUCUUGAGGAUAGAGGAGGCUUGCCGGAGGGGCUAUGAGCGGGGACGCACAGGUGUCUUGUCUGCAAAAGUCUUUUCAGCACCUGUGACAUACAAAGAGGUGUGACACACAGCUGAAAAAUACAAAGCAUGGCAGCUGUGCCACACAUCAUAUUUAAUUGACGUUGCUUUAUAAUAACGACUCCGAGGUAGUAUAAUCUCCUUUUGUUUAAUGCCUGUUGCCUCAACUCCUCUCUCUCCUCUCGGCUCUUCCUUGCCUCCUCCGCUCGCAUCGCAGGUGGGAGGGACUAAGAUGUGGGGGGAAGAAUGGAAGAUGUACAAACUGAGAAAUGAGAAGUGAAGAUUGAGAUUUUUUUCCAUCCAUCAAGUGUUUUGUUAAAUAAGCGGUUCGAGAGAAGUUAGUUGUAAAGCUUUGGGCCUGUCUGUGUAGUUUAUGACAUUAUGAAAGAAUUAGGGUACUGGAAAGUUACACCCCCCCCCCCCCCCCCCCCCCCCCCUGUGUAUACUCUACACUACACUGCCAUAGUUGACAAAAAAAGCAAAAGUAGUUGUUUACAAAUUAAAUGGAGCACCUAGCUGCAACCGCCAGCCAGAAGUCAAUUCACCACAGCUGAGAAGGUUCCUCAUCACUGGGUGUCAAACAAGUGGUCGCAAAGUCACGCACAUACUAAUAAUAAACCCUUGUAAAUACAAGUGUACAAAAGAGAUGUUGAAUUGUAUUUAAAAAAAAAAAAUGCAAUCAUCCUGUUAUUAAAGCCAUUUGAUAGUUUUAACAGUUGGAAUCCAAUUUGAUAUUGGUAUUUAAUAGUGAAUCAUAGUGACCAGUCGAUGAUGAGUCGGUGAGUUGAAAUGCAGUAUGCCGGGCUGUAUGCAAUGUAAAGCCGUGAGAUGGGAGAUGACAUGUACUGAAUACCAUACUUAUCAUAUGAUUAUGAAAGCAUUUCUAGUAUGAUAAAAGGUACGCUGUGUGUAGGCUUUUUGUUGCUACGACUUCCAUCAAAGUGUUUGAAGUAUGUUAAUUGACAACAAGUGUGUUUCUUUGCACUAUGUAAAUACAGUACUGGUAAAGGUCUUGUAACUAAUGUGAACAAAAAAAAAAAAAAACGGUUCAAUGAAGUACUUUUUUCAGCGUGUUCCUUGUCUUUAUAUGGAUAUUUAAGACCGUCUCUUUCAGACUGUACAUCCCUAGCAACAUUGUUAUAGGCUGUUUGUCAUAAUCCUGUUAUCACUCUUAACAUAUAUGGACUGAUGAUUAACAUCAUUAAAAUGUUGUUUAAGUAAA